Necator americanus (New World hookworm) is the source of this 885-nucleotide messenger RNA. RefSeq lists its product as uncharacterized. The record is from RefSeq and is a predicted model, not a curated record. Lineage: Eukaryota; Metazoa; Nematoda; Chromadorea; Rhabditida; Ancylostomatidae. The transcript is spliced from 4 exons. The coding region runs from base 1 to 885 and encodes 294 amino acids.
AUGUAUCUGCCGGACAUUCUUAUUGCAUUACAAUCUUCCCCGAGAGUAUUAAACAAGGACAAUCAAAACCUCACCUUGGCUUCCCCUUCCGCAGACUUCCGCACCUACAGCCUGAUCUGCACUUGCCAUUUUUCCGUCACCAUGGUAGCUCGUGCAUUCCGGCCUGAUGCCCAUUGGCGUGCCUUAAAAGGGAUACUUCCACCUGAAAGCAGAAAUAUCUCUUCCCUAGACGAGUUGGAAGAUGGCCCAACGAUGCAAGGUCGAGAUGCGAAGAUGUUUCCCGACACAGGUACACUAGCGAUUGCACAGGUGGGAACCGAUACGCGACCUACUACUGCUCUAUUGGCUCGUCGGAUCAACAGUGGUAAUUUCGCCAUCAAAGACGAAUGGAAGACGAAUGCCCGCGGAAGACAGCUGAUCGAAAACAACGUCUUCUUUCCGGAGCGAACGCUAUUCUCAACUGAUGAGGAACGCGAGGAGUACCGGGUUGCAGAGGAGCAAAUUUCCGACGUGACAGCGGAAGCGGUCGUAAUCAUGUUUCGCGUGCGACGACUCGCUAUCAUCUCUAACAGAAACGAAUCCCUCGAAGACGAAGAACACGGUAGGCGCCCAGUCGUCGUCGAUAACCAAACGCUGCUAGCCGCAAUCGAGGAGUAUCACACUCAGACUGUUCGCUUAAUUGCGAGUACUUGGGAUGCUUCAAAGAUACCAUCUAUCGUCACCGUAAUAAUCGCACCGGAGGAAUCGACGCGGCGCAUAACGGCGGUCGUUGCAGUGCCGAGUAAAGGAAGCAGAGCGCAAGGAGUGAAGUUCUUCUCACAACUUAGUACCGUUCUUCUCUGUAGACGAUGUCAGCUAUCCAAUAUUAUGCUGAUAAUAUGUUGA